CUAACCUAACUCCGCCAGACUUAACGCUUCGUCUCAAAACAAUAACAAUCUUCUCACGAUUAUCGGCGUCGUCCCUCAACCAACAACAGUUUACCGGAGGGCCACUAAUAUUAGUGGCCUCGAUGAGGACAGGAAGCCGGCGGCUUGUCAAAUGUCCCCUUAAAAUCUCCAAAACCCCCCAACAAAGGUCCACAACACUGUUUCACUUCUCGAAGCGUUCACGUAAACUGCACUUUGCCACAAGGGAGAGGCCAGGAGCCCCAAUUGACAACUUGAGACAAGCUGCAGAUUGAUUACAAACUAUAAAUAUGUCUGUUGAUCUGAGUGAAUUGAAGUCAAGUGACUUCCCAUCAUGUGUACGACUUGGUUUACGCAAAUUAGAGGAAGUGCUAGCGAUGCCUUCUGUUCCUCACCUGCACGACAUCCAGCAACAUAUCAUGGAUAAAUUUAUAUUUUGCUGUCGGGAUUCAAGAUCUUCCAAAAUAAGGGCUGUUGGACCAGUGGAAGAAUUGGUAGUAGUGAGAGAGCUUGGACAGCAUUUGGGGAAGAUGGUGGAUACAGCCUCUCGUAAUUCUCUGUUUAUCACCUUGUUUCACCCAUCUUCACAUGAUCCCCGCACGCCACAUAAGCUUCGCAUAUUGUCAGCGUUGGUAUCCCUAGCCAUUGCUACACACAAUGUGCCUGUGCUAGAAGCCACGGCUGUGUGGAUGCAGCAAGUGUGUUGCCUUAGUAGUUGGAGUGGAGAGGUAUGCCGAGGCUUGGUGCAAGACUAUUUCCAGCUCACACCAUCUUCACCACCACAUUUUGCCGCCGCACUCAGAGCCUUACCGACUAUGGCGCCUCUCUUCACAGCAAAUCUCAUUACAACACUCUCACAGCUGUAUGCCAAAGUUGGGAGUGGAGAGAUAUGCGAACGUCCCCCAGAAACCCUUGUAAGCACUGUUGUUUGGUGGCUGAAAGGCGCCCCGGGCCUACCUCCUCACCUCGCUCUGGCACCGCUAACACAUUCCCUGCCUGGUGUUUCUCUUCCAAUGACAGCUGUGCCUCCUAUUGCACCACUCAUGAAGUGGUGUGUUGAAGCCCCAUUCUUUGAAGACACAGAUAAUUCUUCAGAAUCACAAGGGAGAAAACUAAGUCUGCCUAAACUAAUUGAAGGAGAAGCAUUAUUUGAUAAUAAGCCUACCUUAUCAAAAUCAGGACCAGCAGAGAGCACUGACUUGUAUUCUCAGCUGCAUCUUUCCAUUCUUCAAACCUUGCAAAAUGUGCCUUCUGUUCGUGCCCGCAUGACACAAAAACAGGUGCUGUGUCCAAAACAUGUGACGAGUGUUGUUGAUGCAGUGUGUGAAAGAAUAAGAAGUUGCAGGUCAGAAAACGAAGAGGCUGUGAACAUGUCACUGGACAGACUUGCUCAGAUUAUAUUAGUUGCCUUACACACGGAAUCUCUCUCUGGAUCCCUUAGCGAUAUGUGGGACUCACUGCACAGGCUACCGACACAAAACCGUCUUAUCUCUACUCUUUUGACAACACGAGAAGCUCGGUGACUACAAGAAUUAGAGUGAAUUUCAAGUGUUAUUGUUACUUUUUAAAAAAUAUGUGAAAAGACCAUUGCUGACAAGAUUUAUAAACCCCACUAAAACUUAAAUUUGUUUAAGAAACAUUUGUUUUGUUAUUAUUGGAGCCCAUCCUCCUGUUUAGGUAGUACUUAUAGUAAUGAUGAGGACCAUUGUACAUAUUAUUUAAUGUAAAAGGCAAUUGGAAAGUUGAAAUACUGCGUAUUGAAUUUGCACAACCAAGAAUAGUUUUUGUAUUCAUGUUGCAAAGAAAACCUAACGUAACCUUCCUAGGCCUAAUACACACCAUCUGAGGCCAAAUAUAAUACAUAUAUGUGCUAUUCUAUGCCUAGGAAUAUUAAAGAUUUUAUUUUAUUUUAUUUUUUUGGGCUUAAUUUUGUUUGGACUCUUAUGCAGCGAAUACAGUAAUACCAAUUUCCACUAUUUAAUUAUCCAUUACAUACAAUGGUCCACACAUAGUUGCAAAAAGUACUGUCUAAACAGGAGGAUGGGUUAUUAACUUAUUGCUACAGUUAAAGCAGGUGAACUUCCACGAAAGUCAAUCUCAUUUUAUUAUUGUUAUUUUUAGCCAUUUACUGUGUAAGACUAAAAGAAAGUAAUUGAUGAACUAUGUAAAAUUUUAAUGUAAAAAAUGUGUCCCUCUUUUUUGCUUCUUUGGAAGCCAUCAUAAUAUGAUUUAUUAUAUUAUGAUUUAUUAUAUUAUGAUGGUUUAUUGGGAGUGAUACUUUCUGCUAAUACUAGUAUUAGGAGUAAUACUUUCUGGUUAUAUAUUUUUUAGUUCUCUAAUUAUGCAACCUGUCAUCCAAAAAUGAUAGUACACAAAUUAUAGUAACUACUGGUUAAACUUACAAAAAUAGGCUGUUACAUCCAAAAAAAAUCUUAUUUUGUGCGGAUAAUUUUGUAGAGGGCAUGAGAAACAAGGCAACAACCAAACCUAAACUUUUCUAGGCCUAUUAAAGCAGACGUGUACUAAAUUAGGACUAUGAGAUAUAUAUUAGGCUUAUGAUAGCUUAUUUAGGCCUAGGAGAGGUUAGGUUAUAUAGAUACUGUUUGGCACGCCAUUUGGAGUAUUGCAGUAGUACAAUGUGCAAACUUUAUUUGGGUACAACAGCCUGUUUUCAUAUGUUCAACUAGUAGUUGCAAUAUGUACUAUCAUUUCUAGAGGAUGGGUUGAACUAUGUAAUAUACAUUUCUUUUACAAAUGAGUAUGCAGACGACGAGUCGCAAUAAUGUGGCUGAAGAUAUGAUGAACAAGCCACACACCAGGAGAUGGAGAAAUGACGUUUCAAUCUGUCCUGGACCAUUAUUAAUCCUGGACAUUAUCUUUGUCCUCGACUUGAUAAUGGUCCAGGUUGGAUCGAAGCGCCAUCGUUUCUCCAUCAUCUGGUGUGUGUGGUUUGGUCAUCAUACAAAUGAGUAUUACAUAUAUGCCUUUUCUUUCUUGCAUCUGGAGACUGUUGUCAUUAGAUGGGGUAAAUGUGUUAUUUUAAGGACAGGUCGGCCACACGUGCCCCUGAAGCAUUACCAGUAACAUACAACUUGAUAAUGGUCCAGAACGAACUGAACCGUUGUCGUUUCUCCAUCUUCUGAUGUGUGGUUUGGUCAUCAUCACUUCCUGUAACAAUUCAUUUCUGUGGCUAAACUCACAUUGGAGUUCCACUCGGCGAUGUGCUCCCUUUUUUCACCUUCACGUUGCUCCUUUAUUAAAUACUAUUGUCU
This is a messenger RNA of Procambarus clarkii (red swamp crayfish), 3290 nucleotides long. Its product is annotated as integrator complex subunit 15. The record is from RefSeq and is a predicted model, not a curated record. Lineage: Eukaryota; Metazoa; Arthropoda; Malacostraca; Decapoda; Cambaridae.